CCUCUCUUCCUCCUCCCAUUCCUCCUCCUUCUGCAACCCACAUAAACACCAUGACCAAGACGGCCGCCGGCUGCUCCGGCCACCUUCUCCGCGGCCUCCUCGUUGCCGUCGCCGCCGCCGCCUGCCUGGCCCUGUCCGCCCGCGCGUCGGCCUCCUCGCCCCUCGACUUCGCGGCCGCCGUCAUGCCGUACUCCGCCGGCGAGUGCGGGGGCUCGUUCGCCGAGUGCCUCGUCGGCGGCGGGGAGUGGGGGUGGGGGGAGGAGGAGGAGCUGGCGAUGGACUCGGAGACGAACCGGCGCAUCCUGGCGGCGCGCCGCUACAUCAGCUACGGCGCGCUGAGGCGGAACGCCGUCCCCUGCUCCAGGCGCGGCGCGUCGUACUACAACUGCCGACCCGGAGCUCCGGCCAACCCCUACUCGCGCGCGUGCAGCAGGAUCACCGGCUGCCGGGGCUGAAGUGAAGGACGGUGGAAAGGUUAACGAGGGUUUGACUUUUUUUAUUUUCGCUUUCGAAAAAUUCUGAAUAUAUUUAUUUCCUCUUUUAUGUAAGUUUUUAAGUAGGAAAUUUAAAUUUAAUGUGGGUUUUUGCGAAUUAUUAUUCGAAAUAAGGGGGGCGUAUUUAUACGUAGGAGGGUAUUAUUGGGUUUUCAUCUUUGGCGCAAGGUCUUUUCUAUAUAUACAAUAUAUUUUUUUUUUGGUUCUGGUGUAAAAUGGAGCGCGUGCACAUUAAUAAAUUUAUGUAUUUUUUUUUG
Molecule: messenger RNA, 751 nt
Organism: Syzygium oleosum
Lineage: Eukaryota; Viridiplantae; Streptophyta; Magnoliopsida; Myrtales; Myrtaceae
Product: rapid alkalinization factor-like
Exons: 1
Coding region: 51-455 (134 amino acids)
Source: RefSeq, a predicted model, not a curated record